AUGAUCCGUUUAUUUAUUUAUUUUUAUGAAUGUGUUUACAAGUUCUAGAAAUCUGUAGGUAUAAAAUUAGACACUAAAUUCAUAUAUGGCAUUUUACUCGUUUAUUGCCUGCUUAAUUAAUCUUGUACUUCGCUUGUGUUAAUUUAAAAAAAAUUUUAUUGCAGCUAAAAUUCCAUUUUUAAGUACCUCCCUGUAGGACCACUAGAUUGGAGGAAAUAAAUAUACAAGGCAUGAUUUUAAGUAAGUACCAAUUUGAAAUUCUACUACUGCAGUCAGUGCCCCAGGCUUGGCACUGUCUAACUACAACUGUUAGCAAGACACAGACGCAAAUACUGCAAAUAUCCAUCGUUUUUACAUCUAUUAAUGUUUAUGUCAAAUGCCCCUAUCAAUUGAGCAUCCCACCAACUGUGAAGUACGAGCUGUUAUUUGUUUUUUUGAUGCCAAAGCUGUGAAAGCAGUUAAAAUUCAUCAGUGUAAGGAAAAACAUGAGGGAAGAAGUGGUAUCAAAGGGGUAAGAGCUUUAAAAGAUGGGUGAAAGAAUGUUCAUGAUGAGAACGUAGUGUACAACCCUCCAUGAUCACCAAUGGUUUGAUGCUGAAAGUGAAUGAUGAUGUGAAAGUGACCAGAUAUUUUACAAUUAUCAGAGUUUCCUCAAGUUUCAAGAAGUGUUCCUUUGGAAUUUUUAAACUAUAGAAAAAAAAAUGUUAUGCUAUAUGACAAUAUCCAUCUGCAUGUGACAAAAGGAACACCAGAUCUCAUCACAGUAUUUUGUUAGGAACUUGAUAAUCUCUCAAACAGCUUGGAUUUAGCGCCCAGUGACUACCAUUUGUUUUAUCACCAGAAGAAGCAUCUUGGAAGGUCAGCCCAGCAAGGAUGACAAUAGCAACAAAAAGAUUGCAAUGCAGUCACUGUUCAAUCAGGCAGGUUGUUUUUGGAUAUAAUAAAUGCCUUAAUAUUGAUGGACGUUAUGUAGAAAAGUAUAUAAUAGUGUGUGGGCUUUCUUAAAAGAAUAAAAUUGUCACGAACAUUUUUGCUUGACAAUUUAAUAUCUCAAAACGGUACUUAUUUGAAAAACAUGCCUUCUACUAGUAACUAGUUCAAACUAUUAAUUUUUAAAUAGUUGUUAGGGACAUAGUUGCAAAGUACAUGAUACUUGCGAGGAUAUGGUAGAAGAAACUUAUAGAACUUAAGAAUGGGAUCCACAGUUUUUACAAAAAUCCUGUAUUUGAAUGCACAAGAUUACAAAAAUACAAGACUGUUCUAUUCCCCCUCCAAGAAAUAUGAUUGAUGGGUUUGGCUUCCAAACUCAGAUCUUGUGUACACUACUGAUUUGCUGUUAUAUAAGAGCUAAAGUUUCCAAACAGAUUGCAUUACAUGUUAUUCAAAGAAUAUAAAGCGAAUAUAUCAUCAGGAAACCACUCUCUCGCCAAUAUGGGAUUAGCCGAUUACAAAGGAAUAAUUGGAACAGCUGCAAGUACGGCUUCUUUCAUUCUCCUUCUAUCUCCAUCGAUUCUCUGUUUGAAAAUAUGGAAGAACAAAUCUUCAAAGAAUGUACCAUUCCCUCCACUAAUGGAAGCAAUGGCCAGGAGUAUCCUCAUGUUUCAGCAGGGACUUGUCAUGGGGGUUUGGCCAAUCGUUGUCACUCACUCCAUUGGUCUACUGCUCAACCUGUGUUAUUUAACAAUAUACCUCACCUUCACCAAAGAUAAGGCAGAGGCUCAAAAGUGCAUGCUACGAUGGUCAACCAUAUUGGUACCAUUAACAGCUUAUACACUCUACGAGGACAAGUCGCUGUUGGAAGCUAGGUUUGCCACAAUUGUAACCGCUGUUACAAUAAGUCUAAUGCUGUACCAUCUUUAUGCUGUUAAAUACGUGAUCGCAUCAAAGAGUACAAAGGACCUGCCAUUCCCGAUAAUAGUGUCAGCGCUCUGUGUCACGUUUCUGUGGACGUUGUACGGCAUUGCGAUAAACAAAGUAGCUCUCCAGGUUCAGACCGGUUUUUCAUUCUGUGUUUUUGCAUUUGAGCUAAGUCUGUUUGCUAUCUAUCCAAGCAAACCGACAUCAGAGUCGGAGCAGAAGUCUGGUGAAACCUCGGAUUCUAAGAAAGAAAGUUAAACUGUUUGUAGUUUUAUUGUUCAUUUUAUUAAAUUUUUUAUUUUAUA
This is a messenger RNA of Homalodisca vitripennis (glassy-winged sharpshooter), 2162 nucleotides long. RefSeq names its product sugar transporter SWEET1-like. Gene Ontology annotation, molecular function: sugar transmembrane transporter activity. The record is from RefSeq and is a predicted model, not a curated record. Lineage: Eukaryota; Metazoa; Arthropoda; Insecta; Hemiptera; Cicadellidae. The coding region runs from base 1375 to 2115 and encodes 246 amino acids. Gene Ontology annotation, biological process: carbohydrate transport. Gene Ontology annotation, cellular component: membrane. The transcript has 7 exons.